Molecule: messenger RNA, 1488 nt
Organism: Melozone crissalis (California towhee)
Lineage: Eukaryota; Metazoa; Chordata; Aves; Passeriformes; Passerellidae
Gene: FOXC2
Product: forkhead box C2
Exons: 1
Coding region: 1-1488 (495 amino acids)
Biological process (GO): regulation of transcription by RNA polymerase II; anatomical structure morphogenesis; cell differentiation
Molecular function (GO): DNA-binding transcription factor activity, RNA polymerase II-specific; RNA polymerase II cis-regulatory region sequence-specific DNA binding
Source: RefSeq, a predicted model, not a curated record
AUGAUGCAGGCUCGCUACUCCGUCUCGGACCCCAACGCUUUGGGAGUGGUGCCGUAUUUAAGCGAGCAGAAUUACUACCGGGCUGCCGGGACCUACGGCGGCAUGGGCAACCCCAUGAGCGUCUAUUCGGGCCACGCCGAGCAGUACGCGGCGGGCAUGGGGCGCUCCUACGGCCCCUACCACCCGCACCAACCCACCGCCCCCAAGGACCUGGUGAAGCCACCUUACAGCUACAUCGCCCUCAUCACCAUGGCCAUCCAGAACGCCCCCGACAAGAAGAUCACGCUCAAUGGGAUUUACCAGUUCAUCAUGGACCGCUUCCCUUUCUACCGAGAGAACAAGCAGGGCUGGCAGAAUAGCAUCCGCCACAACCUCUCGCUCAACGAGUGCUUCGUCAAGGUGCCCCGCGACGACAAGAAACCGGGCAAGGGCAGCUACUGGACCCUGGACCCCGAUUCCUACAACAUGUUCGAGAACGGCAGCUUCCUGCGCCGCCGGAGACGCUUCAAGAAGAAGGACGUGUCCAAGGAGAAGGAGGAGGCCCGGGAGCGGCUGCUGAAGGAGCAGCCCAAGCCCCCCGGGCUGCCCGGCGCCGACCUCCCCAAGGAAGCCUCUUCCUCCUCUUCCUCUUCCUCCGCCUCGGCGCCGGCCUCCGAGAAGAAAGUGGUGAUCAAGAGCGAGACGGCUUCUCCCGAGCUGCCCGUGAUCACCAAGGUGGAGACGCUGAGCCCGGCGAGCGGCGGGGCCGUGCGGGACAGCCCCCGCAGCGCCGCCUCGCCGCCCGCCGCCGCCGCCUCUCCGGACGCGGCGCUGCCCGAGCAUCACCCUGCGGGCAACGGGCUGCCGGGCUUCAGCGUGGAGAGCAUCAUGACCCUGCGGACUUCCCCCGCGGCCGAGCUGAGCCCGGUGAGCGCCGCCUCGGGCCGCACGGGCGGCGGGCUGGCGCUGGGCUACCCCGCGGGGCAGCCGUCGGGCUACGGCGCGGCUUGCGGCCAGGCGCUGGACACUAGUGGGAGCUACCACUGCAGCAUGCGGGCCAUGAGCCUCUACAGCGGCGACAGAACCGCGCACAUGUGCGCCCCGCUGGAGGACGGCAUGGCCGAGCAUCCCCCGUCACCGCUGGGCACGCUGAGCCUGCCCGCGGGGCAGGACGGAGCGCUGGGCACCGCGCAUCCCCACGGAGGAGGAGGAGGAGGAGGAGGAAGCGGAGGGGCGGCGGCUGCAGCAGCGGGGGGACAACCUGCGGCUUCUUGGUACCUGAACCACGGCGCUGAGCUGAGCCACCUGCCCGGGCACACGUUCGGCUCUCAGCAGCAGACUUUUCCCAACGUGCGGGAAAUGUUCACGUCGCACCGGCUGGGCAUGGAGAGCGCGGCGCUGAGCGAGCACCAGGUGAGCAGCAACUCCGCCUGUCAGAUCCCCUACAGAUCCGCGCCCUCCCUAUACCGCCACGCCGCCCCCUACUCCUACGACUGCACUAAGUACUGA